AUGGUUGCUAGUCAAGUCAUUGUUGGUGCCCUCUGCCUCUUGGCUGGGGUAGAGGCAGCUGUCCCCAAGAUUCCGGGGUUCUGGCUGACCUGGGCCGAUGACUUCAACGGUCGACGUAACAGUCUUCCCCGAGACAAGAACUGGAUCUUUGACGUCGGCACCAGCUACCCAGGUGGUCCUCCCAACUGGGGUACAGGGGAGAUUCAGACGUACACAAAAAACGUUGAGAAUGUCCACCUCAACGGCAAGGGUAAUCUGCAGAUUACCGCCAUCCGUGACAAGGAUGGAGCCUGGACCUCUUCCCGAAUCGAGACUCAGCGAGCCGACUUCAUGGCCAAGAAGGACAGGAUCAUGAUCAUUCAAGCCGAUCUGAAGAUCCCCGACCUCGGCAGCAAUGGCGUCGGCUACUGGCCUGCCUUUUGGACUCUGGGCGCUGAUUUCCGUGGCAACUACUGGAACUGGCCUUCUAUCGGCGAGUUCGACAUUAUGGAGAACGUUAACAAUCUCAACCGUGGCUGGGGCACGCUUCAUUGCGGCACCAACCCGGGCGGUGUUUGUAACGAACCCAGCGGACUGGGCAACAAUAUGGUCUGCCCCAACAGCCCCUGUGAAGGAAACUUCCACACGUACUCCAUCGAGGUUGACAGGACAAGUUCGCCCGAGUUCCUGCGCUGGUACAUCGAUGGGCAGCAGUACCACCAGAUCAACGAGACGCAGUUGCCAUCGGAUGUCUGGGAAAAGACGGUCCACCGUCCUCACUUCAUCCUUCUCAACUUGGCGUUGGGAGGCGGCUUCCCCAAUGCCCUGGCGGGUGGUGACACACCAUUGAACACUACCCUGUCGGGGGGGCAGCUCGAGGUCCGAUACGUCGCUGUCUACAACUCGCGCGCAUCGCGUGAUAAAAUCACUUUCAACCCUCAUACCGACCUCGACCCAACGAACAUCGAUCCCGCUACCAGUCUUGAUGUCGACCCCAGUGCCAGUGGCUCUGCCGGUCUUGAUCUCUCCCUCUAG
This is a messenger RNA of Verticillium alfalfae VaMs.102, 1014 nucleotides long. RefSeq names its product endo-1,3-beta-glucanase. The transcript is spliced from 2 exons. Gene Ontology annotation, biological process: carbohydrate metabolic process. The record is from RefSeq and is a predicted model, not a curated record. Lineage: Eukaryota; Fungi; Ascomycota; Sordariomycetes; Glomerellales; Plectosphaerellaceae. Gene Ontology annotation, molecular function: hydrolase activity, hydrolyzing O-glycosyl compounds. Bases 1 to 1014 code for a protein of 337 amino acids.